AUGGAUAAAGGAGUUUUUGUAAUCCAAAGUGAGAGUCUUCAGACAUGCAUUCAAGCAGGCAAAUCUGGACUUACUCUGGAGAAUUGUAAACAACCAAACAAGAAUAUGCUGUGGAAAUGGGUUUCAAAACAGCGCCUCUUUAAUAUAGGAGGCAGUGGUUGCCUAGGUCUUAACUUAUCUAACCUAGAGCAGCCAUUGAACAUAUAUGAAUGUGACUCUACCCACAUCUCCUUGAGGUGGCACUGUAAUAGGAAGAUGAUCAUGGGCCCACUCCAGUAUAUGGUCCAGGUGAAGUAUGACAACACCAUCGUGGCCUCAUGGAAAUAUCUUCAUAAGUGGAUUUCUUAUAUGUCAGGUGGUGGAAGCAUUUGUGAAUAUCUGCAUAAAGAUUUGUAUACAAUUAAAGGGAAUGCCCAUGGGAUGCCAUGUAUAUUUCCGUUCCAGUAUAACCAGCAGUGGCAUCAUGAAUGCACCAGGGAAGGUCGGGAUGAUGACUUACUGUGGUGUGCCACAACAAGCCGCUAUGAACGAGAUGAGAAGUGGGGAUUCUGCCCAGAUCCCACUUCUGCAGAAGUAGGCUGUGAUGCUGUGUGGGAAAAGGACCCCAGUGCACACAUUUGCUACCAAUUCAACCUGCUUUCAUCUCUUUCUUGGAGUGAGGCACAUUCUUCAUGCCAGCUACAAGGAGGCGCUCUACUAAGUAUUGAGGAUGAGACUGAAGAAAAUUUUAUAAGGAAGCACUUAAGCAGUAAAGCAGUGACAGUGUGGAUAGGUCUGAAUCAACUGGAUGAAAAUGCUGGCUGGCAGUGGUCAGAUGGAACACCACUCAACUAUCUGAACUGGAGCCCAGACAUAAACUUUGAGCCAUUUGUUGAAUAUGAUUGUGGGACAUAUAACUCGUUCAUGCCAAAUGCCUGGAAGAGUCGAGAUUGUGAUUCUGCCUUGCCUUACAUAUGUAAAAAAUAUUUAAAUCAUACUGAUCAUGAAGUACUUGGCUGUAUGGAGUCUUGUUCCGAGAUCUUGGUGUCAGCUAUCUGCUUCAGAUGUCAUCAGCUUUUGGCCAUUAGGACAUUUAAAGAUAUUUUCUUGUUUCUGCUGUCUGAUCAAGGUGCUAAGGAGGGAUCUUGGAAAGUUAAAAAUUGUGAAGAAACACUUUUUUACAUUUGUGAAAAAUCAGGCCAUGUUCUUUCUGAUGCUUCAUCAGGCUGUCAAGAGGGAUGGGAGAGACAUGGUAAAUUCUGUUACAAAAUCGACACAGUCCUUCGAAGUUUUGACCAUGCUUCCAGUGGUUAUUACUGUCCUCCUGGACUUGUAACCAUUGCAAACAGGUUUGAACAAGCUUUUAUUACCAGUUUGAUCAGCAGUGUGGUAAAAACGAAGGACAGUUCUUUUUGGAUAGCUCUUCAAGACCAGAAUGAUACGGGAGAAUACACUUGGAAGGUGGCAAGGCAGAAGCCUGAGCCGGUGAGGUACACACACUGGAACGCACACCAGCCAAGUUACAGUGGUGGCUGUGUUGUGAUGCAAGGAAGGAAUCCACCUGGUCGCUGGGAAGUGAAGGACUGCAAACACUUUAAGGCAAUGUCCUUGUGCAAGGAGUCAGUCAAAAUGAGCGGAGAAAAGGAGCAUGAAGAGAGAUGGCCUUUUCACUCCUGCUCUUUGGACUGGGAGUCAAAGCCUGGUCUGGCCAGUUGUUUCAAGGUAUUUCAUAGUGAAAAAGUCCUGAUGAAAAGAACUUGGAGAGAAGCUGAAGCAUUUUGUGAAGAAUUUGGAGCUCACCUUGCAAGCUUUGCCCAUAUUGAAGAAGAGAAUUUUGUGAAUGAUCUCUUACAUUCAAAAUUUAAUUGGACAGAAGAAAGGCAGUUCUGGAUUGGGUUUAAUAAAAGGAACCCACUGAAUGCUGGCUCUUGGGAGUGGUCUGAUGGGACUCCUGUUGUCUCUUCAUUUUUAGACAAUAUUUAUGUUGGAGAAGAUGCAAAAAAUUGUGCUGUGUAUAAGGCAAACAAAACAUUGCUGCCGUUACAAUGUAGUUCCAAACGUGAAUGGAUAUGCAAAAUUCCAAGAGAUGUGCAACCCAAGAUUCCACGAUGGUACCAGCAUGAUGAACCUUGGCUCUUUUACCAGGAUACAGAGUACCUUUUUCAUACCUAUGCCUCGGAAUGGGCUUCCUUUGAGUUUGUCUGCAGCUGGCUGCGCAGUGAUCUUCUCACAAUUCAUUCUGCACAUGAACAAGAAUUUAUCCACAGCAAAAUUAAACUGCUAUCAAAGUAUGGUGUAAAUUGGUGGAUUGGACUUCAAGAAGAAAGCACCGAUGUUGAAUUUCGCUGGAGAGAUGGCACACCAUUAAUAUAUCAGAACUGGGACAAAGGAAAAGAAAGAGCUGUGAAUAAUCAGAGCCUGAGAUGUGGCUUCAUUUCAUCCAUAACAGGACUCUGGGGUAGUGAAGAGUGUUCUGUUUCUAUGCCUAGUAUUUGUAAGCGAAAAAAGUUUUGGGUCAUCGAAAAAGAGAAAGAUACACCAAAACAACAUGGAACAUGUCCCAAAGGCUGGCUAUAUUUUAACUAUAAGUGUCUUUUGGUGAAAAUCCCCCAAAAUCCAAACCAUCAUAAGAACUGGACAGCUGCUCAAAAUUUCUGUGUUGAAGAAGGUGGAACACUGGUCUCCAUUGAAAGUGAAGUGGAACAAGCUUUCAUUACUAUGAAUCUUCUUGGCAAGACCACUAAUGUGUGGAUAGGAUUACAGAAUGAUGAUUAUGAAAAAUGGCUAAAUGGAAAGCCUGUAGUAUAUUCUAACUGGUCUCCAUAUGAUAUAAUAAAUAUUCCACAUCAUAACACCACAAAAGUUCAAAAAUACAUUCCGCUCUGUGCCUUGCUGUCAAGUAAUCCAAAUUAUCAUUUCACUGGUAAAUGGUAUUUUGAAGACUGUGGAAAGCAAGAUUACGGGUUUGUUUGUGAAAAAAUGCAAGAUACUUCUGGGCAUGAUAUAAAUAUGUCUGAUGUGUAUCCAAUCCCCAGUACCUUAGACUAUGGAAACAGGACUUACAAAAUAAUUAAUGCAAAUAUGACUUGGUAUACAGCAAUGAAAACCUGCCUGAUGCAUGGAGCCGAACUGGUUAGCAUUACAGACCAGUAUCACCAGUCCUUCUUCACAUUUAUCCUCAACCAUCUAGGACAUCCCCACUGGAUUGGAAUGUUCACCUCAGAUAAUGGGCUUAAUUUUGACUGGUCUGAUGGCACCAAGUCCUCUUUCACUUAUUGGAAAGACGAGGAGUCAUCCUCCUUUGGUGACUGUGUUUUUGCCGACACCAGUGGACACUGGAGCAGCACAGCCUGCGAGUCAUUUCUGCAAGGAGCCAUUUGUCAUGUGCCCACUGAGACAAGACCAUUUGAGCACCCAGAGUUGUGCUUAGAAACAUCUAUUCCUUGGAUAAAAUUUAAAAGUAAUUGCUACAGUUUUUCUACCAUCCUAGACAGUAUGAGUUUUGAGGCUGCUCAUGAAUACUGCAAAAAGGAAGGAUCUAAUCUUUUAACAAUCAAGGAUGAGGCUGAAAAUACUUUUCUCUUAGAAGAGCUUUUAGCUUUUGGUUCUUCUGUCCAGAUGGUUUGGUUGAAUGCUCAAUUUGAUAGUAACAAUGAAACCAUAAAGUGGUUUGAUGGAACUCCCACAGACCAGUCAAAUUGGGGUGUUCGGGAGCCAGAGACAGACCUCUUCAAACCCCAUUUGUGUGUUGCCUUGAGGAUCCCUGAAGGACUGUGGCAGUUAUCCCCGUGUCAAGAAAAAAAAGGAUUUAUAUGUAAAAUGGAGGCAGACAUUCACACUCUAAUAGAACAUCCAGGAGAAGAACCAAGUCACAGCAUUGUACCUCUUGCCGUAACACUGACACUGAUAGUAAUUCUGGCAAUUUCCACACUUUCCUUCUGCAUAUACAAGCAGAAUAGUGGUUUCUUCAGGAGGCUUGGAGAAUUUAGAAAUCCUUACUAUCCUACAAGCAACUUUAGUACAAUGCAUUUAGAAGAUAUCCUCAUUUCUGAUCUUGAAAAGAAUGAUCAACAGUAG
Molecule: messenger RNA, 4056 nt
Organism: Orycteropus afer afer
Lineage: Eukaryota; Metazoa; Chordata; Mammalia; Tubulidentata; Orycteropodidae
Gene: PLA2R1
Product: phospholipase A2 receptor 1
Exons: 29
Coding region: 1-4056 (1351 amino acids)
Molecular function (GO): signaling receptor activity
Source: RefSeq, a predicted model, not a curated record